AGCGUUUUCGGGUUAAGGCCUUCGAGUGCUUGAGAGAGCUUAUCAUCUCGGAUCCCUUCUCCUCCAUAGCCAACUCGAUGAACCCGCCGCAAGAUAAGUCCAGUGAUACAACCUGGUUUUGGUCUUGGGUAUCAAUUUUAUAUUCUAAUUGAGGCCGGUGGAAAAAAAAACCCUACGAUGCGUCUCACAUCUCUCAAAGAAUUGGACCAGUCAGAGGGAACGGUCAAACUGCAGCAAGAGAGAGGCGAGAAUGGUGCUGAGAUCGUUCUUGUCCCAGCUCCCUCAAAGACGGACCCAAAUGACCCACUAUGUUGGCCUCUGUGGAAGAAACAUGUUGCUUUUACAUCAAUCUGUGCAUUCACUUUCCUCACCAACUAUGCGAUUGGUGGUCUCGCACCCGCAUUCUUCGGCCUACAUCUCGAGUUCAACAAGUCGAUGACCGAAACAAGCAAUCUGCUUCUCUGGCCAAUCCUCGUCCUUGGCGUGUUCAACUUCUUCUGGGUGCCCCUAGCCAACUACUUCGGGAAGCGCCCUAUUUUCGUCUUCGCCUCGCUCCUCCUCUGUCUCUGCUACGUGUGGGGAGCUACUGCACAGUCUUUCGAAAGCCUCAUGUGGUCCAACAUCAUUGCAGCAUUCGCUGGGUCCUCAACCGAAGCUCUAGGUGCCUCAAUGGUAAACGACUUGUACUUCCUUCACGAACGUGGCGCCAAAAUGGGCAUUUACAUGAACGCAAUUUCUGGGGGGAACACAAUCGGGCCUUUGAUUUGCGGGUUUAUCGUGCAGAGUCUGGGAUGGCGCUGGCAUAAGUGGAUAGCCGUGAUAUUCACUGCGAUCAACUUUGUCGCAGUGCUUUUGUUCGUGCCUGAGACCCGUUACAAUCGAGACCUGGGAAAGUCAAGACUCGAUGCUAGCACGUCCGGCUUGGCCUCGGUUUCGGAAGAAGGAUUCAGCGUUGAGAAAAUCAAAUCAUCCAGUGUUAAAGAGGUCGCACGCCAACCGUCCAGUUUUCCGGUCCCCCAGGUUCCCAAGAAGACCUUCCUCCAAGAACUUAGUCUCUGGUCGGGAACUCCGAAAACAAAUCUUGUUCUUAUGGCAAUUAGGCCGCUCCCUAUGAUCGUGUACCCUGCGGUCAUUUUCUCGUUUCUUUGCUACUCCAUCUCCCUCGUUGUAGUCGUAGCCGUCAACAUCCUGCAAUCUUUUGUGUUACAGGCCCCCCCUUAUAAUUUUCGGCCACAGAUCGUGGGGUUACUUAACAUCCCGGGCCUGCUUGGAAAUCUAUUCGGAGCAUGGGCUGGAGGCAAUAUUGUUGACUGGUUCUGUGCAUGGCGUACUAAGAAGAAUAACGGAAUAUACGAGCCCGAAUCUCGACUCUAUAUGCUCAUCAUCCCGUUCUUGAUCACCCCUGCUGGCUGCAUCGUGUUUGGCUAUGGCGUGGAACGCAGCCUUUCUUGGGUAGCGCUAUUUUUCGGGUAUGGAAUGAUAAGCGUUGCACUUGCAGCGACUCCCACAAUUACGAUGGCUUAUGUCAGUGACUGUGCUCUCCCGGUUAAUUCAGACGCAUUGUUACUUGUUAAUGGAUUAAAAAAUAUUGUCGCUUUUGGGUUUCUUUACGGCAUCGUGCCAUGGGUAGAAAAGGUAGGAUACCGUGAUUGCUUUGGAACCCUGGCUGGUAUCUUCGUGGGAGUGGUUGGAAUUGGUGCGAUCACUUUGAUUAUGUUUGGUGCUAGACUUCGACAUAUAACGGCGCAGUGGCGAAUCAUCCUGUGA
This is a messenger RNA of Lindgomyces ingoldianus, 1767 nucleotides long. Its product is annotated as MFS general substrate transporter. Gene Ontology annotation, biological process: transmembrane transport. Bases 178 to 1767 code for a protein of 529 amino acids. Gene Ontology annotation, molecular function: transmembrane transporter activity. The transcript is spliced from 7 exons. The record is from RefSeq and is a predicted model, not a curated record. NCBI's taxonomy places the organism in Eukaryota, Fungi, Ascomycota, Dothideomycetes, Pleosporales, Lindgomycetaceae.